This is a messenger RNA of Linum trigynum, 312 nucleotides long. NCBI's taxonomy places the organism in Eukaryota, Viridiplantae, Streptophyta, Magnoliopsida, Malpighiales, Linaceae. The record is from the annotation of a GenBank genome assembly.
AUGUUCUUCUCGUGUCCAUAUUGGAAGAGUUGCCAUUUUUUCCGAUGGGUUGAUGACGAGUCGGAUAGUGACUCGAGGGUUGAUGGAUUGAUGGAAGAGAAUCAUGAACUGAAAUUGAAGCUUGGUGAUAUGGAAGCUCUAGAAGGCCGUGUUCGUAAAGUAGAAGAAAAGGCCAGGAAACGGAAAGAAGAAAAGGCUGCGAUUUUAGAGGACUUGGGCAAGCUUGCCGAACUGAAUUCUGCUAUUUGUCUCGAACUGCGAAAGAUGAGACAUACAGUUUAUGGCCUUCAAAAGAGGAUGAAUUUAUGUUGA